Messenger RNA from Solanum pennellii, 1119 nucleotides. RefSeq lists its product as uncharacterized. Lineage: Eukaryota; Viridiplantae; Streptophyta; Magnoliopsida; Solanales; Solanaceae. Bases 1 to 1119 code for a protein of 372 amino acids. The record is from RefSeq and is a predicted model, not a curated record. The transcript has a single exon.
AUGGGAACACCUAAAAUCCGAGUUGGAGAAAUCACCCAAAGUUCUCUUGGGGUGGAAAUCAAAAAUCAUGUUCAACGUCAAAAUCAGUACAGACCUCAGGGUAACUCGCAAGGAUAUCAAGGGCAGAUGCUAAGGGAGCAACCUAAACCACAAUCUGGGAAUAUGAGUGUCAAAGAGAUGUUAAAGAAAAUCAUGGAAGAUCAAGCUCAGUUAGCGGCUAAUGUGAGAAAUAAUCAGUUAGGCACCCAGAAUUUGGAAAAGCAAUUUGGGAAAUUGGCUAGUGCUCAAAAUUCUAAACCACAAGGAGGGUUGCCUGUCAACACAGAUCCAAAUCCUAAAAAGGUCAAUGCGGUGAGUACCCGUAGUGGGCUAAAAUUGGAGGAAUUAUCUCUAAAGAAAAACCUUAUCGAAGUGGUGAGUAGAGAGGGUGAAACCCACAACAAGGAAGAAGUUGCACCUGCAGAAAAGGUGCAACCAAUAGUAAGACCACCUCCUCCAUUCCCUCAGAAGUUCAAGAAGAAAAAGGAGGAUGAAUGCUUUGGUAAGUUCAUAUCAUUGUUGAAACAAGUUGAUAUUAACUUGACUUUGGAAUAUGUUUUGCAAGGUAUACCGGGGUAUGCGAAAUAUGUCAAAGAACUUGUAGCAAAUAAAAGGAGAUUGACUGAAUAUGAGACAGUAGCACUUACUGAAGAGUGUAGCUCCAGGAUUCAGAAUAGGUUACCUAUGAAGUUGAAAGAUCCGGGUAUCUUUACGGUACAAAUUACCAUCGGCAAGAGUAUCCAUGCGCGAGGUUUGUGCAAUUUGGGGGCUAGCAUUAAUUUAAUGCCAACUUCGUUGCAUAAGAAACUAGGGUUGGGUAGUCCUAAGCAAACUACUGUUAUUUUACAAUUGGCUGAUAGAUUUUUAGCCAGACCUGUGGGAGUUGUAGAAGAUGUGCUAGUGCAAGUGGGAUCUUUGAUUUUUUUGGUGGAUUUUGUAGUAUUAAACUCUGAUCCAGAUCCUGAGGUUCCAUUUAUAUUAGGUCACCCAUUCUUAGCUACUGGGAAGGCAAUGAUUGAUGUAACUGCUGGUCAACUUACUAUGAGGGCUCACGAUAAGGUAGAGGUUUUUGAUGUAUAG